This is a messenger RNA of Mesorhabditis belari, 1086 nucleotides long. The record is from the annotation of a GenBank genome assembly. NCBI's taxonomy places the organism in Eukaryota, Metazoa, Nematoda, Chromadorea, Rhabditida, Rhabditidae.
AUGUUGGAUUGGGACCGGGAUUUUUUCGUCGGCUUGUGUGCGUCUCGCAAUUCUACAGAGGUUUCGGAUGGUCACUCGAGUUCUUAUGGUACGCUGAAGCCAGAAGUGGACCUGGCCAACUUAUCGCAGUCUUUGAGCCCUACGCGAUCCGAUGAAUUGCCUAAAGACGUAGAGCCGGACGAUGGUUGUUGGAUGUCGACUAUUCCAGCAGUUCCAAUGGAUUACAUGUCUAACGAUUCGUCUAUCUUUGAAGAUGAUGUUUUCUCGGAAGGAAGUGAUCCGAUCGUGCAGCCGGAUCAGACAAAACUCGCUGGAGAACCAACGAUAGAAAAUGCUGACGAGCUGCAUGUAGUUGGAAAUCCGUUGUUCUCCGAUCAUUGGACUGAUUAUCUCUAUGGACCAAUGGCAUUUGUUCAUCGUUCUGGAGAACCAGACAAGUUUUGGCUCGAGUACCGGAGAAGUCAACCAUCAUUCAAGCUGCUCAAAGUAAACACAGGGACGGGUGUAGAGUAUCCGAUUUUGGAGAAGGCCGCGAUUCCGCACCUCAAGAAUAAUCUCGAAGCCCUUCACUUACCGACGCAUAUCAUGAGCGCGAUAGAAACUUCUUUCAAUAAAGUUGUGUGCCAACGACCGUUCUCAUUGGAUUUUGAUUAUCCUUCAAACGACACUCGUCUCAACACUUUGCACUUGGAAAAAUUGCUGGAAUUUUCACAAUUGCGGGCACCGAGAAUAACGUCUCUGCUUGCUGCGUUUUCGCCUUCGGAAGAAAAACCUAUGAAGCUUCUGCCGGAGUCAAUUGACCAUGGAAGCUAUGCCUUCAAAUCGGUUGAUGGUGCCUUCAAUCCACACGAUAGCUGCGAUUUUUGUUACGGAAAAGCUAUGCGAGAGGCGAUUGCUCACGGAAAAGAGCCCCCGGAGAGAUUUGCUCACGGGCCCUGGUUCGGACAUCGACUACGGGACAAAAAGGGCGAUGUUUUGUGUCCUCGAAUGUUUGCCAUCAAAUGUUACACCUGCGGCGCGACGGGAAAAGGAGCACACACGUAUUCGCACUGCCCGUUCAACAGACAUCGUUUGCUAGGUGAAUCU